Alosa alosa (allis shad) is the source of this 4663-nucleotide messenger RNA. RefSeq names its product C-Jun-amino-terminal kinase-interacting protein 3. The transcript is spliced from 24 exons. Gene Ontology annotation, biological process: vesicle-mediated transport. The coding region runs from base 471 to 3176 and encodes 901 amino acids. Gene Ontology annotation, molecular function: MAP kinase scaffold activity; kinesin binding; signaling receptor complex adaptor activity. The record is from RefSeq and is a predicted model, not a curated record. NCBI's taxonomy places the organism in Eukaryota, Metazoa, Chordata, Actinopteri, Clupeiformes, Clupeidae. Gene Ontology annotation, cellular component: cytoplasm.
UAAGAAAAUGUGCAUUUGGAUAGGACUUACUCUAUGUCACUCCCUUUUCUUACCAUGUUGCCACACCUCCUUCUUUAACCUGGUUUAGAGUAAUUGGUAGCUUCUGUGAAGUGGACCUUGCUAAGGGAAAUUUCUAAACUCAACAAAGCGAACUUUACUAAACAUACGUGAUCAAAGAAUGGACAAAACACCCCCAGACAUCAGCUAGAUGUCACUGACCUUUUUCUUUUAUUAUUAUUAUUAUUAUUUUGCCUGAAGUUGGAUGGCUUUGAUUCAGUCAUGUGAAAUACAAAAAUGGACAAGUUAGGCAGCCAAGUGAGCGAGGUUGUAGUGCUGCCUGGGUAAUCAUCAAGAAGUUGAGGCAUAUUUACAAAUACCCCCCUACACACACAAAACAGAGAUACACACACUAUACACACUGAACAGCUGCAGCAGUUUUGAGGUAGUGGACUCAAGGAAGGCGAGGAAAGAUGGAGUGUGGAGAAAGUGUUUUCUGCGGAGGGGGUGAAUUGGAACUGGACCCUGACAUCGUAAGUGAAGAGGCGGGCAAACUCUACUCGGAGCUCCAGGCUGUGGUGGAGACCCAUGGGUCCGCCGUGGUGGAGUCCCUGGUGCCGGUGAUGGUGUGGGUGCUGGAAGGCCUGGCCAGUAGCCGGGCCCAGCUGCGAGAGCGGGAGGAGGAGGCCGAGCGGGGGAAGGUGGACCGAGAGGAGCUGAUGGAGAGGUACCAGAGCGAAAGAACUCUCAGGAGGGAGAGCCAAGAGCUGUUCGAGAAUCCCACAUUAAACGGAGUGUGGGUCAACCUGUUCACGUAUGAACCCAGGCAAAUGAACAGGCCACCAGUGACCAGAAUGUCAAGCGGUCCCAGCGGCGUCAGAAAGUCCAUCAGCGACCUUCCUUCCAUCAUCGACAUCGUGGUUCCACCCCAGUUGAGGCCAGCUGGCUCAUUGCAUGGAGGCCAGCAGCCGGAGAAGAGCAGCCUGCAGGAUGAGAUGAAGGAGCCCUCAGAGGAUGGGGAGAAAAGAGAGGAAGAUGGAGAGAACAGGGAAGAGAAGAACAAAGAGGACGCUGUGGAAAAAGAAGAUGGAGAACGAAGAGAAGAGGCAAAGGAGGAGAAGGGGGUGAUGGAAGAGGAUGUGGCAGAGGAGGACGAGGAGGAUUUGGAGAGUCUGGAGUGGGAGCUAAGGAACACAGACUCCGUCUUCUCAGAGCUGUCUGAGCUCAGCAGAGAAUACCUGGAGAGUGUGGACCAGGGAGCCAGCGUUAGAGGCAGCACUGACCAGUUUGAUGAGAUUGUUUCUCAGUAUGAGGAACUAAAACGAACCCACGAAAUGGUGGACGCAGCCAGGAAGGCCCUGAUCUGUCGCGUCGAGGAGCUGACCAAUGAGAGGUCAGCUCUUAACCUGGAGGUCAGCUCCUCUCAGGAAACCGUCGCACGAUUGGAGGGCAGAAUGAGGGAGAUGGAGGAGGAGACGAAACGACUUCGCAACGAGCUAGAAGCCAUUCAGUCAGAUGACCCUGAUGCUGUGCCCAUGUCCCUGCGGAGGUUCUCGCGGUCAGAGAUGGCGCGGGUGGUCAUGGAGAAGAACCAAUAUAAGGAGCGUCUGUUUGAGCUGCAGGAGGCUGUGAGGCGUGCACAGACUCUCAGAGUCACCAAAGAUGAGAGACCUCCUGUUGAGGACCGGAAGAGCAGUGUCUGGACAAAGUUUAACCGUCUCUUUGGCCUGGCUAAGCCCCCAAUGGCUCCGCCUGCUUCUUUAGCUAUCAAUGUGCCCACGGUGACGCCAACCUACCGGUCCCCCACCACGUCUCCACAGCGACUGUCCAUCAACAACACCCAGACAGAGGGCUCGUUCUCCCCGCGUGUGAGGAGGCGGGAGCUGUACAGGGAGAUCCGCUCCCACGUGUGGGGCACGCUGGGGAAACGCCAAGUCCAUGGGUGGAGCAUGCCUCUGUCCCACACCAAUGUACAGGACUCUUCUCUGCUCACCACUGAGCCCAAAGACGUGCCUGUGCUGGUGCAGCUGAGGCUGCUUGACCAAAGAGACGCCACAGCCAAGCUGACGUGUGCUGUUGCUGUCACCCCUGAGGUCUCCAAAGAGCAGAUGAGUUCCGUCUGGGCGCUCUCUGGUCCUGCGUCCAGUAGUGACGUCACCAUCAUUGACCCGACUCGGUCCAAUACCAUCCUUGAUCAGUUCAGCCUCCCGCCCACCUCUCCGGCUCUGUGCAUCUGUGUGGUGCCCCCUACAGGAGAGACUUCUGGAACGAUAUGGAUAGGGACUCAGGACGGGGGUCUCUUGGUCCAUCCAGCCUCCACCUCUAGACGGAGGUGUCUUCAGUCCGUCACCCUCGCAGAGGGGGUGCACUCUCUAACGUAUUCACAGGGUAAAGUGAUAGCUGGGUUAGCCAAUGGCACUCUGGCUUUCUUCAGCCACAGCAUAAGUGGCUGGGAUCUCCAAUCGAAAGAGGAGAUGUCUCUAGGUGCACCCCCUGUACAGCCCAUUCGCUGUUGCCUAGCAAAAGGGGAGGGAUUAUGGGUCGGUUACUGGAACAAGAUCCACAUGAUCGAUGUAACAAGUCGAAAAGUAGAGAAAUCGUUUACAGUGUCAGAGCGCAGUGAGCAGCAGGUGCGCUUCCUGUGUGCAGCAGGAAGUGGCGUCUGGGCUUCCUGUCGGCUGGACCCCACUCUCAGGCUGUUCGACUGGGCCACCGGCCGGCCUCUGCAGGAAGUGGAUUUGUCACCUAUGGUGACCAAAGCACUAGGUGCUGGUUUCCUGUCUCUGUCUCCCCUCCAGGUGUCUGCACUGGCUGUGAUCUGUGGGCGUCUGUGGGUAGGCAGCGCCAGUGGAGCCAUUUUCUCUGUCCCUCUCAAUCUCAGCUCUGAGUCAUCCAUCCCAUACUGCACUUUAGCCUUAGCGCAGCUAUGUUACCAUGGCCACCGUCAAGCAGUAAAGUUCAUCAUCUCUGCACCUGGCUGUCAUACCUUAUCCUCAACUGCAGAGGGUGCUGAUUCAACUUCUCAGCUUAUUUUGAGUGGAGGAGAGGGCUAUAUUAAUUUCCGUAUUGGAGAUGAUGCGAGCGAUGGAACAAACGAGAAUGCUCCUCAGCGUUCCGAACGCAGUCACAUGAUCAUCUGGCAGAGUGCUAGCCCUUCAGUGCCCAACCCUGCCCUCUGACCUUCUCUUUGACCUUUGGGUGUGGGGGAUGGAGGAGGGUUAAAACAUUUCAGCCUUAAUAUCGUUUUGCCUUGAGGGGAUGGUAGGGAGCUUUCUGACCACCUACCUGCAUAGAGUGCAGUGUAACAACCUUUGCCUGUAACAGGCCUCUCCAAAGACAUAUACUGGCAUGGAUACGCAGUUUACCUUUAUGCCAUGGAUUCAUAUCUGAGAGAUGGAAUCAUUUUGCUUUAAGAAGCAACAUACCUGGGAGGAUCCCUAUUCUUGUGAAUGUGUACUAUCUAUGCUGGUCUUAAUCUGUCACCAAGUUUAUACUUCCAAGACAACCAUGGCCACAGGCCUCAGGAUGGUGGUCGGCAUUGGUCCCCUUGUGGGGCCCUAACAUUGGUUGUCCCGUUGUGUGCCUUUCUUUUGUUGUGAACCAAAUUGCUGUGAAUUGGUCAGUAUUUAAUUUUUCUGUUUUUAAUCCAAACUCUGACAACCAGUCCUCGUGUGGCCUACUGCAAAAUAAUCAGUGUAAUUCUCUCAUGCGAGAGUCUGGCGUUUGUGACUAGCAGAAGUUUAUCCCUGCAUGCAUCAUCGACAGUCCUGUCAUAUUUAUUCAUACCUGCAUUUUGUUAGUUAAUGCAAGUUCAUCUUUAGCCACUCAGAGAUCAGAUCAGUUAACAGUGACCAGGGCUCCGUCCAAAGUGACCAGUGCUCCGUCCAAAGUAUGCUCCACCAAUUCUUCCCACUCUCCACCGUUUGUACCUCAUGAAUCAAUGAGACUCUGCUAGUUGCAAGAAGAUUGAAUAGAGGGACUCUGCUGAGCUGCUCUGGAAGGGUGUGUGUGUGCGUGUGUGUCUGUGUGUCUGUGUGUGUAUGUGUCUGAGAUAGAAGCUGAUGAAGACAAUAGUGUUGUCGUUCACUGGAUGUCUAUGCAAAUGUCAACGAAAACCCGCCAUCUCUGCACUUUGCAUGCAGAGCUGCUGGAUAAAGGCACUUUAUUCUCCUCAUGUGUGUUAUGUGACCAUCUGUGCUUUGCAGUGUAGAACUUAUCUUGUCAAACAAUGCCUAUCAGUUCUAUACAAAGAGGCCCAGCACUUGUCACUGUUCUGUUUAAGAGCCUUAGUGUAGUCAUAUACUCAUUUACACAUCCGAAACCAAUGAUCAAUGUAUUUAAUGUGUCUGCCCUGAUUUGUGUUCUGCAUUGAAAAUGAGAUUUGCAGAGGUAAACCUCUAGUUAUUGCAGUAUUUUCCAGUCUAUGUUGAGAGUGAGGCAGGAUGUCGUGUAAGGGUGAGUCUCACUUUUAUGAUAAUUUAUCAAACUAUGAAUUACUGUACGGAAACUAUGAAAUAGGUUAUGGAUAAAAUAUUUGUUUCUGUGUAUAAGUUCCAAUUAAAACCCUUUGUCUUAAGAUGAGUGGUACGGUUAAACAGAAUCAAAAAGCUGUCAAAAUCAAACACAAUGGCUUUUUCCUUUAAUAAACACACAAUAUUUAAAUCUG